AUGCCGCCAAAGAAUAAGAAUAAUAAGAAGGGUGGAAAGGCUGCCGAUAAAGUCAAAGAUGAGGCAAAAGCUGGCUCCGUUGCGAGCGAGGACAGCGGUGUUGUCUUGUUGGCUGAAGACAUGGAGGCAAUGAGCCUGUCUGGUAAAUCUCCAUCUGAUAUCAACAGAAGUGUCACUGGUGUCUUGACAUCCCACAGAGACUCACGAGACAUCAAAGUCGAACUCUUCUCAAUGUCCUACUUUUCCCAAGUCCUCAUCCAAGAAACUACCAUCGAACUCAACUUUGGUAGACGUUAUGCUCUCAUCGGUGCUAACGGAUCUGGUAAAUCCACAUUCUUGAAGGCUCUAUCUUCCGGUGAAAUACCGCUCCCAAGUCACAUCGAUACAUAUCUGUUGCGCGAAGAAUACCCCGCUACGGACAAGAGUGCGCUUGAAGCUGUCAUGGAUGUCUGUGAACAGGAAGUCAAGCGUUUGGAACAUGAAAUGGAGACUAUUAUGGUUGAAGACCCAGAAUCACCACUAUUAGACGAUAUUUAUGCCCGUCUCGAUACCCUAGACCCUGCUACCUUUGAAACUAGAGCUGCAUCCAUCCUCAUCGGUCUAGGUUUCACUGAUAAAACAAUGCAGAAAAAGACUCGUGACUUGUCUGGUGGUUGGAGAAUGAGAGUCUCCUUGGCUAGAGCUCUAUUCGUACGUCCUACUCUGCUCUUGUUGGAUCAACCUACAAAUCACUUGGAUUUGGGUGCUGUCGUGUGGUUGGAAAACUACUUGGCUCAAUACGAUCGUAUCUUGUUGAUGAUUUGUCAUUCUCAAGAUUUCAUGAACUCUGUCUGUACCAAUAUUAUUCACUUGACUCCCCAAAAGAAGGUCUUCCAAUAUUAUGCUGGUAACUUCGACUCCAUGGUCAAGACCAAGGAAGAAUUGGAAGUCAACCAAGCCAAGGCGUUCACCAAACAACAAGCUGAAAUCGAUCACAUGAAAAAGUUCAUUUCCUCUGUUGGUACUUAUGCCAACUUGGUCAAACAAGCCAAAUCCAGACAAAAGAUUCUGGACAAGAUGGAAGCCGCUGGUUUGGUAGAAGAAGUCGAAAAAGAAAAUAUCUGGAGCUUCCGAUUUGGUAGUGCAGGUCAACUCCCACCACCAGUCCUGUCAUUCACAGGAGUGUCCUUCUCGUACAGCGGCAAGAAGGCCGAUAAUAUUUAUGAAGACCUUGAAAUGGGUGUCGACACCGAAUCCCGUAUUGCUCUUGUCGGACCAAACGGAGCUGGUAAAUCCACCCUCCUGAAACUCAUGAUGGGAGACUUGGCCCCAACAGCAGGUUCCAUUGGACGACACACCCGAUUAAAGAUGUGCAAAUACUCUCAACAUUCAGCGGAUCAGCUAGAUUUGACUGUAUCAGCAAUCGAUUAUCUACGAAAUAAAUUCCAGGACCAGCCUCAGGAUAUCUCACAUUGGAGACAACAGGUUGGGCGAUUCGGGUUGACUGGUAAAUCACAAUUGUGUCCUAUUGGACAAUUGUCUGAUGGACAAAAGUCUCGUAUUACAUUCUGUGAAUUGUCAUUGUCCAAUCCAAACGUGAUCUUGUUGGACGAACCUACUAAUGCAUUGGAUAUUGAAACAAUUGAUUCUCUUGCUGAAGCUCUGAAUGCAUUUGAUGGUGGUGUUGUCCUUGUGUCUCACGAUUUCAGACUGAUCUCGCAAGUUGCAGAUCAAAUUUGGGUGUGUGAAAACAAGAAGAUAACGCCAUGGGAAGGAACCAUCUCCUCAUAUAAGAAGAAACUACAAGGCGAUGUUGUUGGUAAAAAGUAG
Messenger RNA from Synchytrium microbalum, 1809 nucleotides. RefSeq lists its product as uncharacterized. Gene Ontology annotation, molecular function: ATP binding; ATP hydrolysis activity. The transcript is spliced from 9 exons. The record is from RefSeq and is a predicted model, not a curated record. The coding region runs from base 1 to 1809 and encodes 602 amino acids. NCBI's taxonomy places the organism in Eukaryota, Fungi, Chytridiomycota, Chytridiomycetes, Synchytriales, Synchytriaceae.